GACUGAGAGAGGGCCUCUGCAAUGGGGCGACGUCGGUCAGAGCGUGGCCCAUGGGAGGCUGAGAGGUGGGAUGAGCCUCGAGGCCCUCGCUGGGUCAAAGUUGGCCAAGCACAGGAGGAUGAGGAUUCCAUCCCAGUUGGCCGUAGUCGGAAGGCGGAUGCGAAGAAAGGCGGUGAGUAUACUCGCAUUCGCCUGCAAUUUGAUGAUGCGGAUACCGCCUUCAUUUUGGGAAGAGGUGGCAAGACGAAGCAUAAGAUUGCCAGAGUUUCAGGAGCUCGACUAGAGCUGCAUGAAAGGAACAAUACAGUGGAGGUCAUCGGAUCGGAAGAGGCUUGUGCACGCGCAAAGAAGUAUAUUUCGCUUGUCCAGGCCCAAAGGGUAGGACCUGUUCACGUGGACGACAGUCACGACGAGGGCGACCUCACCAUGAUGGACGUCCCACACAACUGCGUUGCCUUUGUCACAGGUGCUGGCGGAAACUUCCUGCGCACCUGCGAGGAGGAGUGGGGAACGCUGAUGUUCUUCUGCGACUAUCAAAGUCCUGGUCUCACAGGUGACCGUAGGGAAGUCCAUGUGGAGCGUGGGGAGAGCCUGGUGGAGUUGAGCCUGGCCAUCUUCGGUGAGCCUUGGGGCCGCGCCGGCGCAGAGCUGAAAAUCAUGGCGGCCAUCGAGGCCAAAUCUCCAGGACACUACACAUCUGGUGUGGGAGAUGUUAUAUCUCCUGAGGAGGGUUGGGCAGUGGACACGAUGCCACUAACAGGCGAUGAGCUGUCCUUUGCACUGGGCAAGGAGGGUGCCACUCGUCGGAAACUGGCGAAUGCCAGCGGCUGCAUUUUGGAAUACAUCGGCCAAGUCGCCUACAUGGCUGGAGUUCAUGCCGAACGUCAGCGUGCACGGGACCUUUCGGCCGAAUGGAUCCGAAUGGACUACAUCAACUGGCUGAAGCAGCAGCGCAUCGGCCCGGUCUACAUCGAUCUGACGGGCCGCAGCGAUGCCUCUGAGGUGAAAGUGCCUCGUGAAUUGACUGGCAUCUUGAAAGGCACCACCUUGAGGGAUAUCGAACAUGAGACAGAGACCUUCUGCUUUCUUGAGGGUGACGUGGAUUCUUCAGAACGGCUUUUGAUUUUUGGCGCUUCGCGGGGCCGGCGGCAAGCAGAGCGCAAGGUGCAGGAGCUCAUCCGCGUCCGUCCACCUCGGCAACCCAACCAGGAUCAACCGUGGGGGGAAGUUGAACGAUUGGGCAAUGGUGAGAACCAGCCCAUGGUGAAGGUGGAGAUUCGCACAGGGCAUGCCAUUUGCCAAUCCUUGGAGAAGGAGAAGCUUCAGGCGAUUCAACAAGCUUGUGGGGCUCGUUUGACGCAACAAGGUACAGAGAACGUGCUGAUACAAGGAUAUUCUUCACAAGUGAAUCUGGCCAAGAAACAGCUCCAAGAGUACAUCUUCGGCCUGAAAGUGGAUGAGGAAUUCACAACGCCCAGUGGCGUGCCGUUUCAUGUCUUUAUCGCCAAAGCUGCAGAUGGCACGGCCUCGAUUUUGGAAGAGGUACGGAACAGAACGCGAGUUCGUGUCCAGGUGAAACAAGCUGAGAAGAAGAUCAUCCUUUCCGGCAUCUUUUCCGUCGAGGGCUUGACAUUUCAGGGGAUUAGUCCAGAGGUUCCAACGUUUCACCUGGGGAUCUCUAAGGUUGUGUCCAACGCCCGAAGAGAUCUCCAAAUGUUCCUGAGUUCUUUCGUGACGCAUGAGGUGCAUCUCCAAAAGGAACAACUGGAGAAAGUCUCUGCCCUGGGAAAACAGCGCUUUCCAAAGUUGAACAACUUUCGACACCUCGUCACGGCACAAAUCAACAAGGAGCAAUUGAAGCUCACUUUGUCUGGAGCACCAGACGCUGUGGGUGAGGCCAGAGAUGCGGUGGACAGUCUCUUCAAGAAGGAAGAUUGGACGAUGCCCACUGCAGAUAUGCCAUCAAAGGCCCCACACUGCCGCCGCUGGAAACUGAGUUUCGCUUCCAAACACAGCAUGUCCCGCAGCGGGAAGGUUGACGCAGAGGGUGCAGGACCGGACAAAGGGGGUGCUCGCCGGGAUCCGCGCACGGCGGAGAUCAUGCAGCUGUCGGAGAUGGAUUCGGCCUUCAUCUUGGGUCGUGGUGGAAAGACGAAGCACAAAAUCGCGCGGGUCUCUGGCGCCGCCCUGGAACUGCACGAGCACAACUGCACCGUGGAGAUUGUCGGCCCCGAGCCUGAGAGACGCCGCGCGCGGAAGUACAUCAACCUGGUCCGAGCCCAGCGAGUGGGGCCAGUGCACGUUUCUCAGGAGCAUGACGAUGGGGAUCUCACCAUGAUUCCAGUGCCAUCCAACUGCGUUGGCUUCGUCACGGGCUCGCAGGGCAAUUUCCUCAGGCUCGAAGAGCUUCUCAGCACAGAGCUCUUCGUGAGCGGAGAAGAGUGA
Cladocopium goreaui is the source of this 2445-nucleotide messenger RNA. NCBI's taxonomy places the organism in Eukaryota, Dinophyceae, Suessiales, Symbiodiniaceae. The record is from the annotation of a GenBank genome assembly.